Molecule: messenger RNA, 3365 nt
Organism: Pseudo-nitzschia multistriata
Lineage: Eukaryota; Bacillariophyta; Bacillariophyceae; Bacillariales; Bacillariaceae
Source: the annotation of a GenBank genome assembly
GACAAGCGUUGCACGCCAAACCGGAAGCCAUCGGAACGAUCCUUGAAAGAGUUGGUUGUCAACACUAAUAACUAAUAGCAAUAACGAUAGCAAUACCMUCAGAAAUCAAUACAAACAUACCAGCGACGACGAAGAAUAAACCACAACGGUAACUGGAACAAGCCUUGUAGCACCAUCCACUCGGACCAGCAUAGCUAAUUGCGACUGAUUGCACGGUAUCGGGCCUGUGUGACGAAUGAAAGGGACGUUUUAGGCRCACUCGUACCUUUGCUUCAGUCCUGGUACUCACGCUAGUGCAACCUUGCUUACAAGCAACCGAAGCGGCGCGAGAGAAACAAAAGGAUGAAGAAUCGAUUGCAGGUAGUUCCGAUAUCAUCGGACGAUCAUUCCUUUCGCUCCUCUCGGUCUGCUCGUUCCACCGACACCUCGAGCAGAAGCAGCCGGAGCCAUAGCCAUAGCCGCAGUUUGGUACGCCUUCGCAGUUCAAGCAUGAAGAGCAGCAAACGACAAAGCCAGCAAGCCAUGUUCAGUAAGAGACCCUAUAUGUACAAAACAGCGGAACAAACGAUAUCAUCGAGCCCACCCAGUGUUCCCUAUCCGAACGGAAAGAGGAACAGGAGCAGAAAGACAAACAAGAGCAGAAAUGCAAACACCAAACAGCAAAUAACAGUGUUUAAUGCGAAUCCCGUUCCCUGCUUUGAUUGGGUCGAAUCCGGAAUGGAUUUCCUGGGAUGCGGAACGAUUGCCGACGCCAGCCAAAAAUCCAAAGAUAGCAAGCGGAAUAAUGCUUCGCCCAACAGACACGGACAUGGCCAGCUUUACUCUCCUCUUAGAGAGGAGGACAUACUAGCGAACAAAAUGAGGCAUCUGGACCUUAUGGGACGGGAUUACAUGCAACUGCACGAGGAUUUCUUUGAUUCUCUCCUGAAGGAAGAGGGCGACCGAAUCCUGGCAACCAUGGCAGCGUCCGCGGUAUCCUCGCAACAAAACAAAAGCUUCUCAAAGAAGUCUUCGAAUCAAAACAAAAACGCUGUCCACAGGUCGUCGACUUCGGUAGCGUCGGAAAACACAAACUGCGACACUCACAGUUCGCUCGACAACUACAGCAACGGUAACAGCAACAGCAACACCAAUAGCGGUCACACAAGGACAAGCCUGAAGACGAUCUCUUCGAAGACCACGAGCUCGAAAACAAUUUCCACUACAAAGACUUCAGGGACCAAAACGGUGUCCUCCAUAAAGAGCGUUCGUCUGGGGCGAUGCGGUAGCUUUUGCAAGAAGAAAAAGAGUGGCGACAAGGAGAUUGAAAAGUACGAUGAGAUCUACAAUCCCGAUAAAGAUGGUAACAACGCGAAACCUAUAUCCGCAUCGAACGGUCAUCCAUCGACACCCUUGGCACCGUCGUCUGACACGGCCGCGAACAACGCAAAGAAACUCUCGUCUUCAAAUUUAUCAAUAAGAGAUAUAAUGUCGAAGACACAUCUAGAAGCCCCGUCUUAUUACUUGCAUAUGGAAUGCAAGUUACAAAAAGACAAGGGGAAAGGAGAGACGCUCGGGAAUUCUGUGAGUGCAGAAGGAAGAGAACUAACUUUGACAAAGCUUCGCGACAAAAUGAAAUUGAUUGUAGAGGUAUCAGGAGAACUAGAAACCUCUCCCAAUAAGAACAAGGACGACACGUUUAAGAGCAUGAGUGCCGGGAUGAAACGCCGUAGGGCAAAGAUUGCAUUGAUCGAAAACAAUAAUCGGUGUACCACCGGGGAAGACGAUGGGUCGUACAUCAUCGAAACGCGUUCAAUGAUCGAAUUUCAAUUGGGCUUUUUAUCGAUGCAAUACGGGUUGUUGUUGCGAUGGGAUGCUUAUCGGUCGGGACAGAUCGUCUUCGUUUGUCUGCGAAAAAUGUGCCACGAUUCGUUUUACACCAAGAUACCUUCUCCUCCUCCCAUUAUAUCAACAUCAGUGAAGUCACCAACUAAUUCACCAACGGCAAGAAGAGAUGGAGCCACAUCGCAGUAUCCGAAAUCCAUUAUGAAGAAAAGUUCACAGGAACGAAUACCCUUGAACACUAACCAUACCGACGUUGGACGUUCGGGUCGCAUCCCCGACACGGUUGGCGCCAUGAAAAAACGAGAGAUAACGCCUCCGUUUGUUAUUCGCAGCCCCAAAGGUGGCAAUCACGCGAUUUACCAACGGUCUUCUGGUGCAACGGAGGUUGUACUGGUGGACGCACCCUAUCGCGUGCCGCAUCCGAAAGUUUUUGCUCCGUCWAUCUURUCCUUGGACGUACACCGUCUCACCGGCUUGGACCCAAAAUCCAGGUGGACAUUGAUUAUGACGUUUGACGGUGAUACAGAAAUUGCCCACCUCAGAUACAACCGACGGGAAGGAGUUUUUGAAACAACGCGCAGCGCCCCUUGUACAUGGGAGCUAGACAUGAUGCCUCACGGACGUGCCGCUGCUGCGUCGUUCGAUGUGGUGACGGGGCUAGAAAUCCGAUUAUUUGAACAACGUCCGAAGCAUCAUCGGUUGCGAGGAGUUGCAAAUGGGGUUGCAGGAAUGGUGGGAGGAAGAUCUUCAUCGUCAUCGUCUUAUGUCCCAGCGGGCAGUGAUCCGUUUUCGAUGUCUUCUCCAUCCAAUUCGUACGUCAUACAAAAUCAGCGUUUGACUUAUUACAGUGGAAGUGGCAAUCACAACAGCGGAAACAACAGGAUAUACAGGACCAACAGCGAAAGCAGUCUCGGUAGCAACAACAGCGGAACAAGCAGUCUGAAGAAAAGCACCUCUCGUUUGGCGUCAACCAUGACCGUCCCGUUGGGAGGACUUGUAUGUCAACCGAGCACAUCCCAAACUACCCUGUGGAAAUUGACUAUACCAUUUACUCACAACGAAAAUGCCGAAGUCACGCUGACUUUGAUGCAUCAAUCGGAGUACGCGCACUGGUUGUACCAAGAAUUGCGUGCCCGCCGAAAGGAAGAAGUGGCCGCCUCUCGAGUUUCGCCGCUAUGGCGUUCUCUCGUUUCACCGAGGAAGAAACAUGGUCAUGGUGAUAGGGUAGACAGCGACGACGAUUUUACUUUUGCCGAUCCUUCCGAUGACACGGACGACAUGAACUGUAUAGAGUGUAUCUACUUUUGUUGUGUCGAUCCGCGGUAGGGACCCGGUGAUAUUUAAAGGGUGCGGUGGGAAACUAUUCAUCCCCCAAACAAUUUUGCGGUUUCUUUCUAUACUCCAAUGCAAAUGGUAUAAGAUUUGUAGCGAUGGAAAUGACAAACCAAUGAAAGGUCGAACGUGAUUGUGAUACGAAGCAAUCAUAUUGAGUAGCGAUCACGAGAACUACGACAAGAGACCCCAUAACUCAUAGUUAUAUA